This is a messenger RNA of Chrysemys picta bellii (western painted turtle), 3650 nucleotides long. It is a transcript of the gene NELL2, whose product is annotated as neural EGFL like 2. The record is from RefSeq and is a predicted model, not a curated record. Gene Ontology annotation, molecular function: heparin binding; protein kinase C binding; calcium ion binding. Gene Ontology annotation, cellular component: cytoplasm. Lineage: Eukaryota; Metazoa; Chordata; Testudines; Emydidae.
UCGUGAGCCCAGGAGCUGCGCUUGGUAACGGCGGCGAGGCUUGGAGACAGAGCCCGUGGGAGCAAGGGCCACAGGAGCGUCUCAUCCUCCUCCCCCGCCCCAGAGGAGCAAUUUAUCCUCUCGCAGCCCGCUAGGCUCUCCAUUGUCUCUGCCUGGCGGCGGGACCGGGCUGCGCUUCUCACUCCGCCGGCUCGCUCCAUUGGUCGGCUCCGGCUGGCUUGUAUCGCUCGCCUCACCGUGUGCUCAGGCAGCAGCACCUGGCUCGUGGGGCGAGCAGGCUCCGGGCUGGGGCGGCGGCUGCUCAGGGUUCAGGAAUGAUGUGCGCACUGGGGAGGCUAAGUUGCUCGCUCGCCUGUUGGGUCCGAGCUUUCUAUUGAAAGAGGAGGCGGCUCGGGUGCGUGGCUCUGAGAUUUUGCUCCCAACAGCUUUCAAAGGAGGAAUAUGGACUGACUAGCUCCGUACCAUGGAGUCCACGAGUUGGUUAAGCACCUUCUGCUUUCUCCUCUGUCUGAGAUCAGUUUUAGGGUUUGGUGUGGACCCCUCGCUGCAGAUUGACGUGCUGUCAGAAUUGCAGCUGGGAAAUUCCAUAGCUGGAGUGCUGCAGGUCCAAGGGCUGCACAAUGGGAGCAAAGCAUUUCUCUUCCAAGAUACUUCAAGAAAUGUAAAAGCAUCCCCAGAGACAGCUGAAGUCUUUUUUCAGAAGUUAAGAAAUAAAUAUGAAUUCACAGUUUUGGUGACUCUAAAACAAGCCCAUUUAAAUUCAGGUGUUAUUCUUUCUAUUCAUCAUUUAGAUCAUAGGUACUUGGAACUGGAGAGCAGUGGACAUCGAAAUGAAAUCAGGUUGCAUUACCGUUCAGGCGGCCAUCACUCACACACAGAAGUGUUUCCGUACAUUUUGGCAGAUGAUAAGUGGCACAGGCUUUCCUUAGCAAUCAGUGCCUCACACUUGAUUUUACAUGUGGACUGUAAUAGAAUUUAUGAAAGGGUUGUGGAAAAGCCCUACAUGGAUUUACCUUUGGGUACAGCAUUUUGGUUGGGACAGCGGAAUAACGCACAUGGUUAUUUUAAGGGCAUAAUGCAAGAUGUGCAACUACUUGUCAUGCCUCAAGGAUUUAUUUCUCAGUGCCCAGAUCUUAAUCGCAUGUUUGUAAUUCCAGCCUGCCCAACUUGUAAUGACUUCCAUGGACUUGUACAGAAAAUCAUGGAGCUACAGGACAUUUUAGCCAAAACAUCAGCUAAGCUGUCCCGAGCUGAGCAGAGGAUGACUAAAUUGGAUCAGUGCUAUUGUGAAAGGACCUGCGUCAUGAAGGGCACCACCUACAGAGAAUUUGAAUCCUGGACAGAUGGCUGUAAGAACUGCACUUGCAUGAAUGGUACUGUGCAAUGCGAAGCACUGAUUUGCCCAUUUUUUGAUUGUCUACUGAAUUCUGCUCCUGCAUAUGUGGAUGGCAAGUGCUGUAAAGAAUGCCAACCGGUGUGCAUGUUUGAAGGCAGAACCUACUUUGAAGGACAGAGAGAAACUGUGUAUUCAAAUUCAGGGGACUGUGUUCUUUUUGAGUGCAAGGACCACAAAAUGCAGCGCACUACAAAAUCGGAUUGCCCAACCUUGAACUGCCCAGAUUCUCAACAAAUCUCCUUGUCUCACAGUUGCUGCAAAGUUUGUAAAGGCCAUAACUUUUGUUCUGAAGGACAUAACUGCAUGGAGCAUUCUGUCUGCAGAAACCUAGAGGACAGGGCUGUGUGUAGCUGCCGAGAUGGUUUCAGAGCCCUUCGAGAGGACAAUGCCUACUGUGAAGAUAUUGACGAGUGUGCUGAAGGACGGCAUUAUUGUCGUGAGAAUACCAUGUGUGUAAAUACACCGGGGUCUUUCAUGUGUAUCUGCAGAACAGGAUACAUACGAAUUGAUGAUUACUCCUGCACAGAGCACGACGAAUGCAUCACAAACCAGCACAGCUGUGAUGAAAAUGCACUCUGCUUCAACACUGUGGGUGGGCACAACUGUGUCUGCAAGCCAGGUUAUACAGGAAAUGGUACCAUGUGUAAAGCAUUUUGCAAAGAUGGUUGUAGGAAUGGAGGAGCCUGCAUUGCUUCCAAUGUCUGUGCCUGUCCACAGGGCUUCACUGGACCCAACUGUGAAACUGACAUUGAUGAAUGCUCAGAUGGCUUUGUUCAAUGUGACAGCCGUGCUAACUGCAUUAACCUGCCUGGCUGGUACCACUGUGAGUGCAGGGACGGCUACCAUGACAAUGGGAUGUUUUCACCGAGUGGAGAAUCAUGUGAAGACAUUGAUGAAUGUGGGACUGGAAGGCACAGCUGUGCCAAUGACACUGUUUGCUUUAACUUGGAUGGUGGGUAUGACUGUCGAUGUCCUCAUGGAAAAAACUGCACAGGAGACUGUAUCCAUGAUGACAAAAUCAAACACAAUGGGCAGAUUUGGGUGCUGGAGAACGACCGGUGCUCCGUCUGCUCAUGCCAGAGUGGAUAUGUGAUGUGUCGGCGGAUGGUCUGUGACUGUGAGAACCCUACUGUUGACCUGUUUUGUUGCCCUGAAUGUGACUCAAGGCUCAGCAGUCAAUGUCUACAUCAAAGUGGGGAGCUCUCAUACAACAGUGGAGAUACCUGGGUGCAGAACUGUCAGCAGUGUCGAUGCUUGCAAGGUGAAGUUGACUGUUGGCCUUUGCCUUGUCCAGAGGUGGAAUGUGAAUUCAGUGUACUCCCCAAGAGUGAGUGUUGUCCACGCUGCGUCACUGACCCCUGCCAGGCAGACACCAUUCGUAAUGACAUCACUAAGACGUGUCUGGAUGAAAUUAAUGUAAUUCGCUUCACUGGAUCUUCAUGGAUUAAACACGGCACAGAGUGCACCCUCUGCCAAUGCAAGAAUGGUCAUGUUUGUUGCUCAGUGGAUCCACAGUGCCUUCAGGAACUGUGAAGCUAACAACCGUGUCUCACAAGCAGUUUCUGGUUACAGAAUUUUCCUUCACAAAAAGACCUUUAGACCAAAAAUUGUAUAAAGCUAAAACUGAAAUCACAUCAGUUUUGUCCAUCUAAAGUGCAGAAAUGUUCUGAAUUGAGUGAGCUUUCAAUUACCUGAGUCAGAAUGAAAUCUAUGGAACUGGAGAAAAGCUCAGAUGUGUAAACCUUUCUUUGAGGUCAGGCUCAACUUCUGGCUAUUUAUGUGUCUGGCAUCAUUAUGCAGAAUAUUAGGUUAGUGGUAAAGUGACACAUUGUAACAUUGUACCUAACGAUGUCAAGAUCGAGAGACAAAUAGAAGUGAUCAUUGAGCCUACUGAAGCUUUGAAAGUCCAACACUUCAAUAGGCACAGAGAUUUUUACCUAAUAAUAUUUGAAUCUGCACAAAUUUUGUUUGAUUGCUCACUGCAGACUCUAGCAGAAAUUUGAAUAAAGGGAGGAUGUCUUCAGGAACAAAGAAUAUAGCAGCUAAGAUGUGUUAUGUACAGUACAUGCUCUGAAAAAAAGAUAUAAGUUAUUGUAAAAAAAGUGAUGCACCGGCAUGGCUACUUAACGUUUUCUGAUGGGGAAAGUCAUCUAUAUUUCCUUGUUUUACUGCACUUACUAUUUCUUGAUUGAAUUUGUUCAGUAUAAGCUCGUUCUUGUGCAAAAUUAAAAUAAAUAUUUCUCUUACCUUAUAA